Messenger RNA from Rosa chinensis, 1414 nucleotides. Its product is annotated as lipid phosphate phosphatase delta. The transcript has 8 exons. Gene Ontology annotation, cellular component: endoplasmic reticulum membrane. The coding region runs from base 22 to 1245 and encodes 407 amino acids. The record is from RefSeq and is a predicted model, not a curated record. Gene Ontology annotation, molecular function: sphingosine-1-phosphate phosphatase activity. NCBI's taxonomy places the organism in Eukaryota, Viridiplantae, Streptophyta, Magnoliopsida, Rosales, Rosaceae.
AGAAACAUAGAGGAGAAGAGAAUGGAGAGCGCAGCAGUGUGGCAGGGGGCAACACUCUGUGGGAUUCUCACAUGGAUUCUAAUGUCUUCUUAUCUCAAUCUGACCCCAAAGCUUCGAUCUUUGGUGCAACCCUGGGUGGCCCACCAUGUCAUCACAGGCACGCCCCUCAUCCUCCAGAUCCAGAAUUACCAGCAUGUGUUCUUGGAUGCUUUCUUCUCUGCUUUGUCCUGUGUUGUCUCUGUGCCCUUUUACACUGCUUUUCUUCCUUUGCUUUUCUGGAGUGGGCAUGGCAAAUUGGCAAGGCAAAUGACCCUGCUGAUGGCUUUCUGUGAUUACUUGGGGAACUGUAUAAAGGAUGUGGUAUCAGCUCCUAGACCGAGUUGCCCUCCUGUUAGGAGAAUAACAGCUACAAGUGAUGAGGAGGAUAAUGCAUUGGAAUAUGGAUUGCCAUCUUCUCACACUCUAAACACAGUUUGCUUGUCUGGAUACCUUUUGCAUUACAUCCUAUCUUAUGCUCAGAAUGAAGAUGUGUAUGUGAAAUUUGCUGGAUUUGCUCUUGUUUGCUUGCUUGUGGGUCUCAUUGGUUUGGGAAGAGUUUAUCUCGGCAUGCACAGUCCUGUUGAUAUUAUUGGUGGGCUUGCUGUUGGUUUGCUGAUCCUUUCCUUCUGGCUUACUGUUCAUGAAUAUGUCGACAGUUUUGUAGUCUCAGGACAAAAUGUUACAAGCUUUUGGGCUGCCCUAAGCUUCAUAUUGCUCUUUGCUUAUCCAACUCCGGAGUUUCCAACCCCAAGUUUUGAGUACCACACAGCGUUCAAUGGUGUUGCAUUAGGCAUUGUAUCUGGGGUCCAGCAAACAUACCACCAGUUUCACCAUGAAGCUGUUCCACGUAUAUUUACAUCACAAUUAACAAUCCCUUGCUUUAUGGGAAGAAUGCUGGUUGGGAUACCAACAAUACUUAUUGUGAAGUUCUGUAGUAAAGCUCUUGCUAAAUGGAUUCUUCCUGUGGUAGCCAAUACCUUGGGCAUCCCAAUAAAAUCAACUACAUACAUUCCUAUGCUAAAUGGAUUAAGCAACGGGAAAAAAUCAGAUGGGUCGAAGCAGUCAGGUUAUCUCCAGAAGCUGUACCUUUUCUCCAGCCAAGGCUCAUUUGAUGUCGAUACUGGUAUAAGAUUCAUUCAAUAUGCUGGCCUUGCAUGGUCAGUGGUAGAUCUUGUUCCUUCGCUUUUCUCUCAGCUAAGCCUGUAAUAGCUCAUUCUUAUGAUCGCUAUGAACUACAUUUCUGAUGGAAAUGUGCCACGGUAUGCAAUUUUGUAAAUUGUAUAUGUUGCAGUAUGAAAAGAAUUCCAAUUUUGCCUAUUCCAUGGGAAAAAAAAAUAUGUUCAAUUGACAGCCACUAUUAUCAGAGUUGCAAGCA